UACUAUAAUUAUUAAUGGAAUAAGGUAUAGUGAAUGGUCAAAUGUGUGACUGAAGUCAGUACAUGGGGGCAAGUAUAAUACAUGGAAAGGAAGGAUAGAAUAUGGAAUGUACUUUUCUAAUUAAGGUAAAUAAUUUUAUUCAGUAUUACAUUAGGCCUUUCUUAAACCAUACUUGAAAAGGAAGAAAAGUUAAAUCAACAGGUGCUUUAAUAUGUGUAAGGUUGCAGGUCACUGAUUUCAGAAGAAGAAUUAUACUUGUAUCCUAAGGUUCACUUGUCUUUGAUUUCCUGUACCCAAAUUGAAGUGAUGGCUGCUUUUGGUUAAGCGAUGAGGCCAAGAGACAUAGACUCAGGCAGAUGAUAACACAUAUGAAAAACAAAACAUGGAUAAAUUUCAGGUUGAAGCACAGAUUAUGUGAACCAUCCGGAGGACGAAGAGACGAUAGGAUGGCAGGUCGACAUGCAUGAUUUUCACAAGUCGUCGUCAUUCGAGCCGUUUGGAGAGUUCUCCUUCCUUUUCACUUUAUCUGUAGCGCCAUUGAUGGACGUUAACAAUAAUCGGAGGCCGGCCGAAGCUCAGGGCGGCGACGCGGCCGCUCCCGCACCGGCUGCGGCCAGAGUAGCUGCGGAGACUGGAGAUUGGCGCUCUCAGCUCUCACAAGAAUCUAGGCAGAAGGUCGUCAACAGGAUAGUCGAAACUCUGAAGAUGCAUAUUCCCUCAUCUGAGGGGAUUCACGAGCUUAGGAGUGUGGCAAUGAAGUACGAAGAAAAGAUUUAUGUUUCUGCUACAAAUCAGCCAGAUUAUUUGAAGAAGAUAUCCAUGAAGAUGAUAUCUAUGGAGAAUAAACCGAGACGGAUGGCCAAUUCUAUGCAGUCUAACAAUGCAACUAGUGCUCAUAAUUCCCAGGUUCCAGGUGUACACACAGGUAUGCAGAGCCAGGUUAAUAGCGAAGGGCAACCACUCUCUUUUCCUUUGGGGACAAAUCAAUCUCAGUCGCGACAGCAGUUAGGGUCUCAUAACAAUACAACCUCAACCGGACUGCAAAAUUCUUCCACCAAUUUGGCUCAGCCUAGCAUAGCAGCAAAUGUUGUCAACCAAGGUUAUGGUUUGCAAGGUGUAGCUAAUGUUGUUCCAGUGGCUAGCACGAUGUGUUCCAAUAUGGUAUCCAAUUCUCAGAGACAGGUGCAGGGAAGACCGCAGCAACAGGAGCAGCAGCAGCAACAAUCUCAGACUUCCUCGCAAAUGUUUUACCCACAACAUGUGCACAACAGUCAAAUGAUGAAGCCCCAAUCCUCAAUGCAAUCCCAUAUUCAGCAACAACAACAAAACUUAGUACAACAUAAUCAGAUCCAACCAUCUCAACGUUCUUCUGUUCAGCAAGCAACAAGUCAAGCUGUGUUUCAGCAACAUUCACAAUCACUGCUCAGGCAGCAACAACAGAAUAACCAACAACAGCAAGGGUCAACGCUGCAGCAAUCAAUGUUACAAAGCCCCCAGCAGCAACAGUUGAUCGGGCACCAUCAAAACCAAAUGAUAGUCCAACAAAGCAGCUUUCUUGACAUGCAGCAACAGAAAUCUAGGGUGAUACCUCUGCAAAGUAACUACUCAAACAUACAUCAACAGCAAUUGAUUAGUCAACAGACUAUGCAUCAGCAGCAAUUGGGCAAUCAAGGACAUACUGUUGGGUUACAGAAUCAACAAAUUCAUGGAAAUCAACCAUGUAGCUCUGGAUUGCAGAGUAAUCAGAACCAUAUCCAGAUGUCACAACAUUCAAAGGUCCCGCAGCAACAAAUGUUGUCGAAUUCUACACAACAGCAGUUGAUGUCACAAAAUCAAACACAACCUGGAGCAUUGCGAAUUCAGCACCAGGCAAAUUCAUUACAACGAGAAGUACAUCAGCGAAUUCAAGCUUCUAGUCCCAUGCUUCAACAACAAAGUGUGAUUGAUCAACAGAAGACACCUUUGCAGCAGCAGAGGGCCAAUCCAGAAGCACCAUCAACUUCUCUAGAUUCAACAGCUCAGACUGGAAAUGAAAAUGGAACUGAUUGGCAGGAAGAAACUUACCAAAAGAUUAAGUCCUUGAGAGAUAUGUAUUAUCGGGAUCUGAAGGAUAUAUACACAAAGCUUUCUGGCAAAUUGGCUCAGCAUGACUCUCUUCCUCAAGCACCAACAAGUGAUCAUAUCAAGAAAAUAAAAUACUUCGUAAGUAUGAUGGAAAACCUUCUACAAGUCUUGGGCCUUAAUAAGAGUGAGAUUCAGUUGCAACACAAGGAGAGGUUAAGUACCCAUGAGAAGCACAUACUCUAUUUUGUUAAUAAUUCCAACAGACCCCGAAAACCUGGUUCAUCCAUUAAGCAAGGGCAACCUCAUCAGCUUCAGAUGCAGCCUAACCAUGCACAAACACAUUACAAUCAAGUCAAUCCUCAGAUGCAAUCUAUACAGGGAUCCAUAGCAGCAACUAUGCAUCACAAUAAUAUGCAGCAAAGUCCAUUCUCUACUGUAUCUGCUGUUUCUGCCCCACAGCGAAACAUGAUAAAUAUGCUGCAGCAUGCCACCGGCGUGGAUUUGGUGCAGGGUAGUUCGUUAAGUUCAAUGCAGAUGGCGGCUGCCAGCCCUUUACAACAGAAUUCAAUAAGUGCCCAACACAUGAACAUAAGUGCUCUACCAUCCAGAAGUGGUGCUAAUACAAUGCAGUCGAGCCUGAGUAGUACCCUUCAUCCAAAUUCCCAUAUGCUUCAGCACCAGCAUUCUAAGCAACAUGAACAACAGAUGCUUCACAACCAGCAUAUACGGCACCAAAAUCAGCAACAGCUUUUUCAUAAGCAACAGUUAAUGCAACAGCAGCGACACAUGAAGCAAUCACAUGCUUCAUUGACAGCACAUCAUUUGCAACAACUUCACCAGAUGGCUGAUUCUAAUGAUUUAAAAUUGACACAACACAUGCCUGUCAAAACAGGUGUUGUCCAGCAGCAUCAGUCUGUUGUUGGUCAGCGUAUGGCAGUACAACAUCAGUCAAGCAUUUCAUCACCUCAACUUCAACAAGCCUUAUCCCCCCAGCUCUCCCACCAUACAUCUCCACAACUUGACAAGCAAACUACAUUGGCUCCUCUCUUCACCAAAGUUGGAACACCUCUCCAAUCUACUAGUUCACCAUUGGUUGUUCCAUCCCCUUCAACUCCUUUGGUUCAAUCCCCCAUGCCAGGGGAGUCUGAAAAAGUUAGUCCUGGCAUUACAUCACUCCCUAGUGCUGGAAACAUAGCGUAUCAAAAAGCUCCUUGUGCAUCUGCACUAGGCCAAUCUCUUUCAAUUGCUACACCAGGGAUAUCAGUGUCACCUCUGCUCGAUGAGUUUAGCAGUCUAGAUGGUACACAUGCCAAUGUGGCAUCAAUAUCCGGGACGACCAGUGUAGAUCAGCCUCUGCAACGCUUGAUUAAAGUGGCAAGUAGGAUGUCCCCAGAGGUGUUCCGUUUAACUGUUAGUGACAUCAGCUCUUUUAUCAGCAUGGUGGAUAGAAUAGCUGGUUCCGCACCAGGAAAUGGAUCUAGGGCAGCUGUUGGUGAAGAUUUGGUUGCCAUGACAAGAUGUCGUAUGCAAGCAAGAAAUAUCUAUUCACAGGAUGUACCUACUGGAACAAAGAAAAUGAAACGAUAUACAAGUUCAAAUGUAGUCUCAUCUUGUGGAAGCGUGUAUGAUGGUUUUGCACAGCGGAAUGGCUCUGAAACAUCUGAUUUGGAGUCCACAGCCACUUCCUGUGUUAAAAAACGAAGGGUUGAGGUUAGCCAUGCACUCGCUCAAGAGAUAAAGGAGAUUAAUAGACGAUUGGUUGAUACUAUAGUCGAAAUCUGUAAUGAAGGUCUUGAUCCAAGUAUUCAAGCUGCUGCACCAGUUGAUAGUGAAGGUGUCACCAUUAAGUGUUCAUUCAGUGCCGUUGCUGUUGGCCCAAGUUUGAAGUCACAUUUUGCUUCAGUGCAAAUGUCCCCAAUUCAGCCUUUAAGACUGCGUGUUCCUGCUAAUUAUCCUAAGAGCUCUCCUAUUCUCUUGGACGUGUUCCCAGUUAAAAACAGCAGCAAGGACUUUGAGGAUAUAUCCACAAAGGUGAAGUCAAGGCUCUCUACAUCCCUAAGAACUCUAUCUGAACCAAUGUCAUUGAAGGAGAUAGCAUCAACCUGGGAUGCCUGCGCGAGAGAGGUCAUCUCCGAGUAUGCCCAACAAAGGGGCGGUGGAAGCUUCAGUUCCAAGUACGGGACAUGGGAAAACUGUUUGAGCAGCGCAUGAGAUGAAACCUCUUCUUCUCCUCCUUCUUCUUCUUCUUCUCCUCACCGCGGGAUGUUAUUAUUUCUAUAUAGCAACAGCAUCAAAGGGUUCUGUUGUCUCCAAUAAGUAAGUAUGACCUGGAGUUUCGAAAUGGCACAUUUCCUUUUUUAUAGCUCCAGAGCCCAUUUCUCUCUCUCUCUCUUGAAGUCUUCUUAGCCAUACUUAGGUUGCUCUACUUUGCUCUCAAAAACAGUGAGAGGAGUGGCAAAAGAAUGUUAUGUAUAUGCAUUUCAUUUAGUAAUAACAGUAAACGAAGGAAAGGCUGCUGCAUGCCUUAUUAUAAGCUAGAUAUACUUGGGCUGAAACGAAAGGAUUUGCAAUCUUUUUUUACCAUUGCCAUUCUCCUUUGCUUCCACACAAUCUCACAUUUACACAUUCCUAAAAAAAAAUCACAAUGUCAAAUGAAUCAAGCAGAGAUGGAGGUCUGUGGUGCGAUUUGAAAGAUUUGGACGACGAUAAAAAAGAGAAGGGAAUUUGUGUUAGAGCCGUUCGGGUUUACGACUUACCCACCCGUGAUGGAAGGCCAAGCACAAUAGAAGUGAUUUUUCAUGGCUCAAAGGGAACAAGGAUUCAUGCACGGAUUAGGAGGCCUGAAAUGAAGAAAUUCAGACCCAAAAUCAAGGAAGGGGCAGUUU
Messenger RNA from Cuscuta campestris, 4949 nucleotides. The record is from the annotation of a GenBank genome assembly. Lineage: Eukaryota; Viridiplantae; Streptophyta; Magnoliopsida; Solanales; Convolvulaceae.